This is a messenger RNA of Lithohypha guttulata, 1149 nucleotides long. RefSeq lists its product as uncharacterized. NCBI's taxonomy places the organism in Eukaryota, Fungi, Ascomycota, Eurotiomycetes, Chaetothyriales, Trichomeriaceae. Bases 1 to 1149 code for a protein of 382 amino acids. The transcript is spliced from 2 exons. The record is from RefSeq and is a predicted model, not a curated record.
AUGGCAGGGACAGGAGUCAAGGUCACACUCUUCAUCUUCUCAGCCCUCGGGUUCUGGACAUUAUGGGGAUUUCCUGCACGAAACAACCUGCUACACUUUCUUGGAGAGCUCUCUGAACCUGGCGCAUCGAUUCCGGGACCAGCGUAUUACCCUAUGAAACAGCGCUGGACGGGUAUAGAGCCUGUCGAUAAACAACUGACCACUCUAGUUGGCUUCUUCUACACAGCAAUUGACGGAAACAGAAUUGAUAUUACGUUGAGCUUCUUGAAUCUUGGAAGUCAGGUGCUUGCUGCGUGGAUCUUGAUUACUACGGAGAGUUAUCGAAGCGGCAAUAAAGGGAGCCUCACUAUCACGUCCAUUACCAUCUUCGGCCUCUUGGUGGCAAUCGUCGGUUAUGCAUGCGUGGCACCGAUCUAUUUCGUGUUGCACCUCAUCAAUUCACCUGUUGUCAAGAACCCUCGUGACUGGAACGUCGUCCUCGACCAGCCCAUCAAACUCGCAAUAGUUCCUGUCGCAACACUCAUAGGCUUCGGCAUCCCUUCCGCACUAAUGGCACUUCCCGCUCCUGGCCUGCUCACCCUAGAGUCCAAAUUGAACUGGACCGCCAUACAACAAGGCUGGCCUAUCUGGAUCUAUUUCUCACAAAAGGCACUCGAAGCUCUCGUCGCCUGGUUUGACCCGAUGGUCAGCAUGCGAACUGAAAAGCAGAAACGCGCUGAGACAGCAAAGUACAUGUAUCGUGCCUACGUCUUCGCCCUCGGCGCAUCGGCUGGCGCACACUUGCUCUUCGUUGGUAUGGGUUUGGCCGCCUGGUUGCUUCCAGGUGCACUUAGCGCGAAACUGCAGGUCCAACUUCAUCCCGAGAACUUUUUUAUCCCGCCGAAUCCGUUCAGUGAUGAGAAGGCUACCACUCUUGCGAACGGAGCGCUAUGGUUUCUGCAAUGGGACCUGAUUGUUGGAGUACUGAGCACGAUGGUUUGGGGUAUUACGGUGAGGUUGAGUGCUGUUGGGAAGGUUGAUAGUUUUGGUGCUUGGGUCGCAGCGUUGAUCAAGUAUGGGUUUCUUUCGGCAGUCGUGGGCCCCAGUGGUGCGGCUGUUUGGGCUAUUUGGGAACGUGAUGUGGUUGCUUUAAAGGUCAAGAGGGAGUGA